GGAGAGGCCGCGGCCAAGUUCGGGCCCCGGUGCAGGGCGCUGAAGCCUGUUCUGCCCACCCCAGACCCGUCCCUCCUGCGUUCGCCCGUCUUUUUUGGAAAUAACGAAAACGCUGACUUUGAACUCCGGAGGGAUCUUUUCUUUGCAAGUCCGGAAGGAUGCGGCCCUCAAGAUGCUCCCUGACUGCACACCUACGAAUUGCCCGCGCCCCUAGAGGGCAGGAGCGCGGCCCUUUGUACUGGCCUAGGAGCCAGCGAAUAGAGAAUGUGCUGCCCAGAAGCGACGAGUCAUUUCCCAGUCGUGUGGGCCCAAGCAGAUUUCUGCACCUUUGGGGGUAUCCAGGCAUACCCAUCACUGCGCGUCACUGACUCCCAGGUUAGGAAAGUCCCUUAAGGCAGAAUGACUAUUUUCUGAACCUGCUGUUGGACAGAACCUUUGAAUUUGGAAGAUCCAGAUAAUGAGCCUCUGAGCCAAGCACUCUGUUGAUGCAGAACUGAACUGCCUUCUAGUACCAGCCCAGUUGAAGAUGGAGCCCACAGCCUACCCUCUCAAUUUGACCCUGAAAGAAGAGAAAGAAGAAGAAGAGAUUCAGAGCAGGGAACUGGAGGACGGCCCCACGGAUAUGCAGAAAGUACGAAUCUGCUCAGAGAGUGGUUGGGUACCAGCCCUGUUUGAUGAAGUGGCCAUAUAUUUUUCUGAUGAAGAGUGGGAAGUUUUGACAGAGCAACAAAAGGCUCUCUACCGGGAAGUCAUGAGGAUGAAUUAUGAAACUGUCUUAUCCCUAGAAUUCCCAUUCCCUAAGCCAGACAUGAUCACUCGGUUGGAAGGGGAGGAGGAGUCUCUGAAUUCUGACGAGUGGCAGCUCCAAGUAGGAGGAACCUUUGCAGAAAAUGAAGACUCUGACGUAAAGCCUCCAGACUGGGCAAGCCCGGCGAAUGCUGCCUCCCAGUUUGCUCAGCCUCAGCACCUCGACAGCUUUGGCCUCCGUCUGCCUCGGGACAUCACGGAGCUGCCCGAGUGGAGUGAGGGGUACCCCUUCUACAUGGCCAUGGGCUUCCCAGGGUAUGACCUCUCCGCCGACGACAUAGCUGGGAAGUUUCAGUUCAGCCGUGGCAUGCGCCGCAGUUACGACGCAGGGUUCAAGUUAAUGGUGGUGGAAUAUGCCGAGAGCACCAACAACUGCCAGGCUGCCAAGCAGUUUGGAGUAUUAGAAAAAAACGUUCGAGACUGGCGCAAAGUGAAGCCUCAGCUCCAGAAUGCCCACGCCAUGAGACGGGCAUUCCGAGGCCCCAAGAAUGGGAGGUUUGCACUGGUGGACCAGCGUGUGGCCGAGUAUGUCAGAUACAUGCAGGCCAAAGGGGACCCCAUCACCAGGGAGGCGAUGCAGCUAAAAGCCCUUGAAAUCGCCCAGGAAAUGAACAUUCCAGAGAAAGGGUUCAAGGCAAGUUUGGGUUGGUGUCGAAGAAUGAUGAGAAGGUAUGACCUGUCUCUGAGGCACAAAGUGCCGGUGCCCCAGCACCUGCCGGAAGACCUGACUGAGAAACUUGUCACAUACCAGCAGAGCGUGCUGGCUCUGCGCAGGGCACACGACUACGAGGUGACUCAGAUGGGGAAUGCAGAUGAGACGCCCAUUUGUUUAGAGGUGCCAUCGAGGGUGACUGUUGACAACCAGGGCGAAAAACCUGUCUUGGUCAAGACGCCAGGCAGAGAAAAACUGAAAAUCACGGCCAUGCUUGGUGUCUUAGCUGACGGGAGGAAAUUACCUCCGUACAUCAUUUUGAGGGGAACAUACAUCCCCCCUGGGAAGUUUCCCAGCGGGAUGGAAAUCCGCUGCCACCGCUAUGGGUGGAUGACCGAGGACUUGAUGCAGGACUGGCUGGAGGUGGUGUGGAGGCGGAGGCCGGGAGCAGUGCCCAAGCAGCGAGGGAUGCUGAUCUUGAACGGCUUCCGGGGCCACGCCACCAACUCUGUGAAGAACUCCAUGGAAAGCAUGAACACCGACAUGGUGAUCAUCCCCGGGGGCCUGACCUCGCAGCUCCAGGUGCUGGAUGUGGUGGUCUAUAAGCCGCUGAAUGACAGCGUGCGGGCCCAGUACUCCAACUGGCUUCUGGCCGGGAACCUGGCACUGAGCCCAACCGGGAAUGCCAAGAAGCCACCCCUGGGCCUCUUUCUGGAGUGGGUCAUGGUGGCGUGGAACAGCAUCUCAAGUGAGUCCAUUAUCCAAGGGUUCAAGAAGUGCCACAUCUCCAGCAACUUGGAGGAGGAAGAUGAUGUCCUGUGGGAAAUCAAGAGUGAGUUGCCAGGAGGAGGAGAACCACCAAAAGAAUGUGAUACUGAAAAUGUGACUGAGGGCCACUGAAGGGAGAGUUAAAGCAAAUGGAACUGUGAUUGAAAUAGUUGGGGAGGAGAAUUCAUGAGAAGAUUAUUCCUGAAAGUAUGAAUGCCCAGGGAACAGCAGGAAAAGGCCAUGGGGGCCUGACCCACCCUAUGGUGUCAGAAAAGUCUGGGACCCUGAAUUUCAUCAGAGACAUACUGAGAAAAGAAACUGCUUCUGCUCCAUCUCUUGUUUUGGAGAUGACUCCAUCUGUCCAUCAAAAAAAAAAAAAAAAAAAACCCUGUAAAUAUGAACCAACAAUGGUAUUUCCUAGAGAAGAGACCAUUUAUUUGUUCAACACCAACGGGAGACUCAUCAUAUGGGCACAGCUCCAGUGGUGUCCUUUCUGUGGAUAAAACCUCAAGUAAAUGUUUUAUUCUGCCUUUGAAAAUGCUUCCAAAAGUAGACCCACAUAGGUCAAGACUACAGAAAGGCUUUGUAGAAAUGUGUCAUUUAAUGUACACCUGCUACUUAUACAUUUCCUCUUUUGGAAAAAUGAGAUACUAAUGAUAACAAAAUUAAGACAUAGACAUACUGGCCUGGUGCCAGCAGAUGGCUUUUCUAUAGAUAAACGAGGUUAGUGUGGAAGAUACAGGUUAAAAUAAAAUAUGCUCUUUUAUUUAUCUUCCCAAUCUGGUUGGCAGCUAGACUUUUUUAGGGUCUUAUUUAAUGGCCCUAUUUUUUUCAUUAUUAUAUUUAAUGACAGGGCAGGAUUUAAAGACAGUAUACAAAGUCUUCUGUGUCUCAGGCUGCCUGCAGAAAAAAGUCACUAAAUUAUCUGCUGUCUGUGUGGUACAAGGCCCAUUGACUCAUCUGAUACUUGUUUUGUUAAUUUCUUUAAUAUUUUUUAUCACGGGUGGUGGGAGGGCUUGAGCCUUUAGCCACAGCUAUUUCAAGAUUUCUCAUCUCCUUCUGCCCUGCAGAAGGUGGGAAGGUCACUGAAUUUUUACAUUUGCAUUCCCACUUGAGUGUUAUGAAAACAUUCCUUCAAAGCUCUGUCUGUGCUACAAAAAAUAUGCCAGAACCUCAUAAGACAAAGCCAUUGCUAGAAAUGUCAUUCCGAUGUCAAAUCUGGAUAACAGGCUGCCAUAACCACGUUUCCUUCCUGCAGACUCAGCUCACCUGUGUAUUACAAAAUGUUCUUGGCAUCUUGAAACACCAGUUUCUACUCAGGUAUUCAUUUUCCUGUUAGUGAUCCAUCUUUCUGAUCUUUUUAAACCAGUUUUCCCCCCAAGGUGGGGGGGAGAAUUUCACUUAACUUCUAAGUAUCUGCAUAACUUUCAAUUAUUUGAUUUGUUUCCCUAAUUGUUUUUACCUAUGUUGUAUUCUUGGUCAUCUCAAAUGGCUUCUAAACCCAACUACUUUUCCAUUCCAGAAGUCUCCAUUCCUUACAGUUCUACCUAAUUUUGGGUUUACUGUCCUAGCUACUGGCCUUUUCUUCUUUAUGUGUUGUAUUUCACUUGCCUUGGGGGCUUAAAAGAUUUUUACCAGAACUAAUUUCUGGUUCCAGUCUUGGAGCCAUAGUUACCCAGUCAAGAUGAGUAGAAAAUGGGUUCAACUCCUGUUUCAUUCCACCAUAAACACCUCCGUGAGCCUCAUCAUCAGCUAGGAGAUGAUGCCUUACAGGUUGUAUAGCACUGGAACUUUCCUAGAGUAAUGGCUCUAAUGUCAGGGUUUUUCUGGGCUCAUUUUCCACUGACUUAAUUAUGAUCUAUGCCUAACAGAGCCCCAGUACAACUAUUUUGCAGAAUGGCUGUUACCCUAGAGUGACUAUAGCACAUAUUGAGACGUAGUUGUACUCCCUCGUAGAUAGGAACUGACCCUAACAAUAAACUUUGAUAAUAAAGACAA
Nycticebus coucang (slow loris) is the source of this 4225-nucleotide messenger RNA. It is a transcript of the gene POGK, whose product is annotated as pogo transposable element derived with KRAB domain. Gene Ontology annotation, biological process: regulation of DNA-templated transcription. Gene Ontology annotation, molecular function: DNA binding. Gene Ontology annotation, cellular component: nucleus. Lineage: Eukaryota; Metazoa; Chordata; Mammalia; Primates; Lorisidae. Bases 527 to 2359 code for a protein of 610 amino acids. The transcript has 6 exons. The record is from RefSeq and is a predicted model, not a curated record.